Didymosphaeria variabile is the source of this 1383-nucleotide messenger RNA. RefSeq lists its product as uncharacterized. Bases 1 to 1383 code for a protein of 460 amino acids. Lineage: Eukaryota; Fungi; Ascomycota; Dothideomycetes; Pleosporales; Didymosphaeriaceae. Gene Ontology annotation, biological process: carbohydrate transport; transmembrane transport. Gene Ontology annotation, molecular function: carbohydrate:proton symporter activity. The transcript has 3 exons. The record is from RefSeq and is a predicted model, not a curated record. Gene Ontology annotation, cellular component: membrane.
AUGACUGGACUCGUCACCGCGAUAUACGACGUCGGAUGCGCGUUGGGAGCCAUAAUAGCCUUCAUGUUUGGCGAACAGAUUGGACGCAAACGAUCGAUCAUCUUUGCGAACAUUGUCGUUAUCAUCGGUGCUUCUAUUCAGACCGCGUCCUUCGAGUACUGGCAGAUGUUCGUUGCGAGAAUCAUAGGCGGUAUUGGUGUGGGCUUCUCCACAGUCGCUAUUCCGAUUUUGCAGUCUGAGACACUGCCAGCGCACAACCGCGGUGCUCUUCUGGUCGUUCAGUCUGCAUUGAUCAUUAUCGGCGUUGCGCUUGCAUCGUGGCUUUGCUUCGCUUGCUUGUACGCGAACAGCUCGCUCCAAUGGCGGUUUCCGGUAUCCUGCCAGAUCUUGUUCUCGAUCUUGGUGCUGAGCUUGUCGCCUUGGCUCUGUGAGUCGCCUCGCUGGCUGGCUCAGCGCGGUAGAGUUGACGAGGCCAAGAACAUCAUUAGUCGACUACUCGACAAGCCCCUGGAUGAUGAAGAAGUACUAGGCCAGCUACAAGAGAUUCUAGACGCGAUCGAAGCUGAGCGGAACGAAGAAGAGCCCUCGUGGAGUGAGGUCUUCAGCAACUCAACCAAGACCCGCAAUCUCCAUCGCGUCGUUCUUGGAAUGGGCCCUUACAUGAUGAAUCAAUGGAGCGGAGUCAACGCACUAUGCUACUACCUCGCCUACAUCCUCGAAAACUACAUGGGCUACUCUCCCAGCAUGGCCCUCAUCCUCGCCUCCGUCGCCUUCACCCAAUACGCCGUCUUCUCCUGGCCCCCCUACUUCUACAUCGACCGCAUCGGCCGCCGCUGGUCCGUCAUGCUCUCCUCCGCCGGCUGCGCAAUCUGCAUGGCCAUCAUCGCCGGCGGCCUCUCCACAAACAGCUUCUCCAGCGCCGCCGCAGCAGUCGCCUUCAUCUUCCUCUACCUCGACUGUUUCACCUCUGGCAUCCUGCCCGUCUCCUGGUCCUACUCCUCCGAGAUCCAGCCCCUCCGCGUGCGGAACAAAGCCACCGCCGUGGGCGUCUUCUCGCACUGGAUCAGCAACUUUGUGGUCGUCAUGGUCACGCCGAUUGGGCUUGAUUCCAUCAAGGGGAAUUAUUUCUGGGUUUGGGCGGUCAUUUGUGCGAGUUUUGUGCCGCUGACGUACUUCUUUGGAGUGGAGACGAGCGGGAGGACGCUCGAGCAGAUUGAUGCGAUGUUCUUCGAUGAGCCGAGGUUGUUGAUGGGACUGAAUCCGGAGAAUAGGAGGGUUGUGCGGGGAAGCAAGACGGAUGAGGAGCAGCGAUACAGGAACAUGGCCCAUGCGAAUGAGAAGGAGGAGGUCGUUAUGUCGGAGAGGGUGUCGGAGAGCAAUUAG